Ricinus communis (castor bean) is the source of this 2405-nucleotide messenger RNA. RefSeq lists its product as uncharacterized. NCBI's taxonomy places the organism in Eukaryota, Viridiplantae, Streptophyta, Magnoliopsida, Malpighiales, Euphorbiaceae. Bases 439 to 2148 code for a protein of 569 amino acids. The transcript has 12 exons. The record is from RefSeq and is a predicted model, not a curated record.
CACGAACAUUAGCGGCUGCUAUACUAUACACUUUGCUUCCACCUUAAACUUCCACACCUAAACUCAUCAACUGUUAAAACCCCAAUUUUGUCCCCAAAUUCACCAAGCAAAUAAAACCAAUUAGUGUCAAUUUCCACCAUAAAACCCAUGUACAAAAAUGUAAAAUUGGGCCAUAGUUUAUUCAAAAUUGCAACUUUCAGUAAAGGGCAAGAAGUAAAACUAGAAAAGAUUGAAACUUUAUCUGUCAAAAGUGGGCCAGAGCAGAUUUUGAAGAGUAAGUUUUUUUUAUUUUUUUUGGUGGACGAAGAGUAAGUUUAAAGGCAGAACAGGAUAGCUAUCAUCUCUUGCUCCCAUCCUCUGUUUCAUGACUUUUCUCUGAUUCGAGGGUUUUGAUUCUAAGGAGUCACCUGUUUCUGAGUUCUCAUUUAUGAACAUCUGAUGGGAGAUCUGUGUAUUGAUGAAGAUAUAACUGAUAUUCCUUCAACAUCGGACCAGGUUGGGCAUGCAUCAAGUAAAUAUUACAAUUUAGAAAGACAUGAUUACCAAGGAAACCAGGCUCAUUCUGAUGCUUUGAGUAACACAAAUCUUAUUGCUGAUUCUCUUGAAUUCUGCUCAUCUAUAGAUGACAUCAUCACCCGUCUUGUGACAUUGGCUGCUUAUUUACCUCACCGUUUUAUUUGUUUUGUUGAAGAUCUUGUAGUCCAAGAUAUUGAUGGAUGUUCAGAAAAUGUGGUGACUUGUGCCUCUGUAUCACAUUCAAGAUCUUCUAGUCUCAAUAUUUAUGAAUUUGGUGGGGAACAUUGCUCGUCAUCCUCCAAAUAUUAUAUUGAUGAUACUAGCUCUGGAAACUGUGGAAGAAGAACCUCUAAUACCAGGGGAGAUCUACUUGUAAAUACAAGAUGUGAAAUUGUGAAAACAAGUAAUUGUCAUCGAGGUGUCUCCUAUAUUAUUCAAGGGUUGAUGCUUCCUUUGUUUGGUUUUCGACUUGCUUGGAGGUUGGCAUUGGUCUCCUGGAGAUCUUUAUUCUAUUACAUCAGAUGCACUCAAGCUCAAGUUCGUAGCAUUAUAUCUCGAGUGCAUACAACUUUGCUUGGUUCAUCUGAUGAUAUUGGAUGGCUGCAAUGCACACCAGGAAUGGCUCCUGUGGAGGAUGGUACAGCCAGAUUUUUAGAGCUUCUUGGAAAAAUAAGGAAUGGAGAGCACGUACUUCCCAACUCAUUUGUGUAUCUGCUGAUACCAGGCCUUUUUAGUAAUCAUGGUCCCUUGUAUUUUGUGGGAACUAAGAGGUUCUUCUCUAAGAUGGGUCUAGCAUGUCACAUUGCGAAAAUCCAUAGUGAGGCAUCAGUGGAGCACAAUGCACGUGAACUGAAGCAUUACAUUGAGGAGCUUUACUGGGGUUCUGGGAAGCGUGUGAUGCUACUUGGGCACAGCAAGGGUGGGAUUGAUGCUGCAGCUGCAUUGUCACUGUACUGGUCUGACUUGAAAUAUAAAGUUGCUGGACUGGCCUUAGUGCAAAGCCCAUUUGGUGGAUCCCCCAUAGCUUCUGAUAUUCUCCGUGAAGGCCAGAUUGCAGACAAAGAAACCCGGAAGAUCAUGGAGCUUCUAAUAUGCAAGCUUAUUAAGGGUGACAUUCGAGCAUUGGAAGAUCUCACUUACGAUAAACGCCGGGAGUUCAUCAUGAAGCACAAACUCCCUGAUCAAAUCCCUCUUAUUUCAUUUCACUCUGAGGCAAGCAUUGCUCCAGGUGUCCUUGCUACAAUGACGCAAAUAGCUCACGCAGAACUUCCUUGGCUUCCCCUUCCAAAACUAGGGGUUGAAGAACCUGAUGGUGUUCUUCAAGCAGGAUGUCAGGUGCCUGUAAUAAUACCUUUAUCUGCUGCCAUGGCUGUGGCUGCACUCCACUUGCAGCUAAGAUAUGGAGAGAAGAGUGAUGGAUUAGUGACACGCCGCGAUGCUGAAGUUCCAGGUUCAGUUGUUGUUAGACCUGACAGGAAGCUUGAUCAUGCAUGGAUGGUCUACUCUUCGGGUAAGAAGAAUCCUAAUGAGCCUGAUUGCAACCAAAUGUGCGAGGCUCUUUUGACUAUGCUUGUGGAGCUUUGCAAAAUUAAGGAAGAAGGUGACGGUAACUACAGGAGUUAUUGCGAGUAAAAAGAAAAAAAAAAAAAAAAAGGAAAAAAAGGUCUUGAAUAUAGAAGCCGGUAUUUUUGGACUUUCUACAAGAAUAUGUGUCGGAAGGAGUAAUUUUUAUUCACCAUUAAUGAAGUUUUUCUGCUUCGGCUAGUUAUUAGUGCAUUGUAUUGAAAACCUCAAGUGGCAAUUAAAUGACAGAAAAUUAUUGCUACUUGUUACAUUCUUCUUUUCUUAUUAUUCAUAAUUAAUAUCAGAAUAAAGUUUUCUGCAUGAUA